AGUCCGCGCUCAUUUAGUUAGUCAUUCACGAACAUUAUUUCCCUUUUCGCUUCGUUAGUUUUGAAAUCAAUGCUAAGUCAUACAACACUUUAAGCGGGAAAAAUACUUCAAUUUCGUAGCGUCUGAGAAACAUUUCGACAUGAAUACAGGAAGAAUGUGAAGAAUGAAGUUACAUUCGUUAUGCAACUGCUAUUGGUCUCUCUUGAAUAAGCACGGGCUUCCCAGAACGAAACAAGUUCGCAGUUAAAGUUCCAGGUUGCGUGUCCACACUCGACACUUUACAGCCCGUGGUAAAGACCACCCACUUCCUAACAGAUUGCAUCUCUUCACUUAAUGCGCGUUUAAUCCAGGAAUAAGAUUCCGCUGAAUUUAUGGGAAAUAUGACUGGGAAAACAACGCUAUUACACAGGCUAAAAGGACUGCGUGAAAGUAUUCAUGACUGACUUACUCAACUGUGGAGGAGAUUUAAGGAGAAAUGUCUAGACUUAGUUGGAUCCAGGCCAAUUUUUGCAAGAGAGAAUGUGUCAAAUUUCUGCCAGCCUCACGUGAUCAUCACAGGUGUUAUCCAGUGUGUCAAGUGUGCCAAAGCUUAGUAAGAUGUUGUUGUGGGAGGCUGAUCGCAGAGCAUGUGGGUCCUUAUUCUGGCUUGCUCGGACAUGGCCCUGGUCCUGACUCCGCUGAGGAGGAGGAGUGGUCAGUGCUGCGGCACACCAGCAGUAGCCCCACUGAUGCUUUCGGAUGGCUGGACUUUCAGGGCAGCACAAAGCGCACAUGUCAUGCCAAGUAUGUCCGUCUUUCCAGUAACACUUCACCAGAGCUCCUGGUCCAAUUGAUGCUGAGAGAAUGGCACAUGGAGAUGCCCAAGCUGGUGAUCUCAGUGCAUGGAGGUACAGAUAACUUCCCUCUGUCUCCACGGGUGUGCCAGGCUUUCAGCACAGGGCUUGUCACAGCUGCAGAAAGCACUGGAGCGUGGAUACUGACUGACGGGAUCAAUACAGGUGUGUCCAAGUAUGUUGGUGAUGCUGUAAAAGUGUAUGGGUCAUAUGACCGCAGGAAGAGGAAUGUUGUGGGGAUCACACCCUGGGGGAUUAUUGAGAAUAACAGUGACCUUAUUGGCCGGGAUGUUUUCAGGCACUACCAGGCUCUGGGUAAUCCUCUGAGUAAACGUGCUAGUCUGAACGGCAUGCAUUCACACUUCCUGUUAGUUGACGAUGGGACUGUGGGUAAAUCAGGUUGUCAAAUAGGCCUGAGGAAAUGGCUAGAAAGGCAUAUACACUUACAGAAGAUCCAUCCUAGGUUGCCUCCGCAUGUGCCUUUAGUGUGUGUUGUAGUAGAAGGGGGUCCUGCCGUCCUCUCAGUGGUGCUGGAUUAUGUGUGCAGAAGUUCUCCUGUGCCUGUGCUGGUGUUUGAGGGAACAGGCAGAGCGGCAGACCUGCUGGCUUUAAUACACAAACAAACAGCUGUAGACAGAAAGUUGGAUUCAGAUAUUAAGGAGGACGUCCUGCUGAGGAUUGAGGAAACAUUUGGUGUGGAAAGACCAGAGGCCUCUGAACUUCUCAACGUACUCAUGGAAUGCAUGGAGCAUAGAGACCUUAUCAGCAUUUUUGAUUCUGAAUCUGAGGACCUUCAAGAGGCAGAUGUUGCGAUCCUGACUACAUCACUGAGAGGUACCAGAGGUUCCCCCGAGGAGCAGCUAAAUAUCACGUUGGCCUGGGACAGAGCUGAUGUAGCAAAGGACAACAUUUUUGUGUACGGACAACAAUGGCAGGUGGGAUCUCUGGAGCAGACUAUGUUGGAUGCGUUAGUAAUGGAUCGUGUCAGUUUUGUGAAGCUGUUGAUUGAAAACGGCAUGACCAUGAACCGCUUCUUGACCGUCUCUCGUCUGGAACAGCUCUACAACAUACAUAAAGGCUUCUCAGAUUGUUUUCUUCGACACCUCAUUGAAGAUGCCAAACAGACUCGUCUGCCUGCUGUUUAUAGGAUGUCUUUAAUUGACAUUGGAAUGGUGAUUGAAUAUCUGAUUGGUGGAGCUUAUCGAAGCACGUAUACACGCAAGAGCUUCAGAACCAUGUACAGUCGCUUCCAUAACCCAGCUAAGGAGGGUGCUAAGGAGACAUCCAGCCCCUUCAGCAAGGCCAGGAAAGCAACUUCAGAGUCCUCCCCAUCUCGCUCCCAUUUCCACAGAACUGCUCAGCCGUGCAGACACCAGGAGGGUGCGGUAGCGCCUCAGGACGUGAAGUCAACCCAGAGCCCCGAGUUUGUAUGCACUUUUAACGACCUGUUUGUGUGGGCAGUGCUCAAGCAUCGGCAAGAGAUGGCGAUGUUCCUGUGGCAGCAUGGAGAGCAGGCUAUGGCCAGGGCGGUUGUGGCCUGCAAACUUUACCGUGCUAUGGCAAUGGAAGCCAAGGAGAGCAAUAUGGGUGACACCAUGGCUGAGGAGCUGAAGAAGAACUCUCUAGAGUUUGGACAGUUGGCUGUGGAUCUCUUGGAUCAGGCUUUCAAAAAGAACGAGCGCAUGGCAAUGAAGAUGCUGACCUGGGAGAUGAAAGACUGGAGUAACUUCACCUGUCUGCAAAUGGCCGUCUCCUCAAGACUCAGGCCUUUUGUGGCUCACAACUGCACUCAGAUGCUCCUCACAGACUUGUGGAUGGGCCGGCUCAACAUGAGUAAAAACUCCUGGUUCAAGAUCAUUGCCAGCAUCCUGAUGCCUGUGGCCAUUCAGAAGCUAGAGUUUAAAAGUCAGGCAGAGAUGUCCCAUGUUCCUCAGCCCCAGGAAGCCUUGCAGUUCGGUUGGGAAUCAGAAGAAGAAGGGGCAACAAAUGCAGUUCAGGGUGAUGAGGAGAGAGGGAGCAGAUGUCUUUGUUCCUGGACCAGAAAGGUGUAUGACUUCUAUACUGCUCCGGUGGUCAAGUUCUGGUUUCACACAAUGGCAUUUUUGGGUUUCCUCAUGAUGUUCUCCUAUACUGUGCUGGUGAGGCUGGAUGAGAAACCCAACAUUCAGGAGUGCUUGGUCAUAACUUACAUCCUGACCAUGGCAGCGGAGAAAGCUCGAGAGGUGUGGGUUUUGGAGCCCAGGAAAUUCACUAUGAAGCUGAAGGUGUGGUUCAGCGAGUACUGGAAUAUCAAUGACUUCAUGGGCAUCAUCCUGUUCCUGGUCGGGGUCUCCCUCCGUUGGCAUCAAGAAACACGCUUAGCCAGUCACAUUGUCUACUCUUUGGAUUUCAUCUUCUGGUCUGUUAGGCUUUUAGACCUUUUUGCUGUCAAUCAGCAUGCAGGACCCUACCUGACCAUGAUCACCAAAAUGAUGAGCAACAUGUUCUAUAUCGUAGUCAUUAUGGCGAUUGUGCUGGUCAGUUUUGGCACGUCCAGGAAGUCUAUCCUGUCCCCAAAUGAGGAACCGUCCUGGAGUCUGCUCAGAGAUGUAGUCUUUCAGCCCUACUGGAUGAUGUUUGGGGAGGUGUAUGCUGGAGAGAUUGAUGUUUGUAAAGAUGAAACCUCCUGUGUCCAUGGAGCUUUCCUCACCCCCUUCCUGCAGGCUGUCUACCUUUUUAUUCAGUACAUUAUCAUGGUCAAUGUACUCAUUGCAUUUUUCAACAAUGUUUACUUUGACAUGAGCUCCAUAUCCCGUAAGCUGUGGAAAUACAACCGCUAUCGUUACAUCAUGACUUAUCAGGAGAAACCGUGGCUGCCACCUCCUCUCAUCCUUCUCAGUCAUAUGACUCUGUGUCUUAGCUCUAUGUGGCAAAAACACAGAAAGGCAUCCAAACAGGGAAGAACAGGUCUGAAAUUACUACUGGCCCCUGAUGAUCUGAAGAAGUUGCAUGAGUUUGAAGAGAAGUGUGUCGCUGGAUAUUUCAGAGACAAAAAAGAGAGUCAACAAGGCAGUGAAAUCAACCGGAUUCGCUCUGCAGCUGACAAGGCUGAAGAGAUGGCUGGAAUAUUAGUUGAGGUUGCUGAGAAGAUCAAUAUCAUCCAGGACAAUAUGCGCACUUUAGACAGUCACCUGGGUGAGUUGCAGGACUUGUCUGCUUUAGCAGUGGACACUCUAAACGUCCUCUCAGCCACAGACAACCAGCAGCAAGAGGUCGCCCGCCUUGGUCAGAGCCGCAAUGAGCAAGUGUCCCAUAGCUGCUGUCUCCGCAUUGGCGGAAGUGUCGGCCCCAGCCAUGCGCUUCCAUCUCCGAAGCACUACCGCAGUAUGCCACCUUCCCUGCUCAGAGGCUUGGGGCCUGGCCGGCAGCGUCCUUCCCUGGAGCUGCCACCAGGGACGAGUGCUGGAUCCUUUGAGGUCAGGAGCAAAGGAAUGUUGGAAAGCCCACAGGAAGAAGAUGGUAGUUUUAGGUGGACACUACAGCGAAGUGAUUCAAGAGAAGGUGUAUGCCAUCGCUCUUUACCUCACCUAUGCACUAGAUUGAGGGACAAGGGAAUGUAUGGAUCUGGGGAACCAUCCCGUGCAAGUUCUCCCACUAUGCCUCUGAUGAGAGACUUCCAGCUUCAACCUAGCCAUGAGGAGUCUAUGGAGGAAGAGGAUGAUGAGGAUGCAAUGUCCAGAUCCUCCAGCCGUAUGUUCCUACUUACAGAUUCCCACAGUGAUGAAGAUCGACCAGCGGGGAUCAGAAACCCUGCAUUCUAUAGGCUUGAUGAUGCUGGACACUUCACAAGACCUCAACGACUUUUAGGCCAGAAAUGGGCCUUUGACCUGGAGCAGAGCCGCUCGCUCUCGGCCAGUGUGGAGACUAUGGCCAUGCCCGAUACGCCGACAUCGGAGCACGGCAAACAUACACUUCUGAUGCCUCCCCACCACAGCCAUGACCAGAGAGGGUUAUCUAAGAUCUUUAAGAGACAAAGGUCAUUUGGGAAGAAGUCCAUAAAGACCAGAACAGGAACCCCUGAGAAUGUAAAACUAGAUGAAACACACAUCCAUGAGUUUGACCCACGCAGAAAAAUGAAGAGGAAAGUAAAAGGCCUGUUUGACCGGAGAUUCAGAGCCUCAGUCAGUCUCACCCAGCUGAAUGUUGACCAAGUGGAUUUCACUAAAUUGGCCCCAUCAUGGCUGAAUACUGUUACCCCUGGGCAGCCACUUUUAAGCAGCUGGGCAAGGCCUGUCAGUCAAAGACCCUCGGUAAGCAAUAUGACACAAGAAGUAAAGGGCUCUACAUUUAAGCUGACUGAAGAUUUAGGCCAGCAUUACUCAGCAAUGGAGAGGAACAACCUUAUGAGAUUGGCUCACUCUAUACCAUUCACCCCCCUGUCAUUAAUGGGUGGUGUUGAGGUCUGUAUAUAUUCACUUGAGGAGGCAAAAGAAGGGUCUUCAUUUGGAGAUCAGUCCUCUAGCAUUUCCACGUGGAUUCAGCACGGACGUACAGCUGUUCUUCAACCGUUAGCCCACCAGGAGGUGCUAGAUGGGGGCCUGCGCAGGGCCACCAAGGUGGUGUGUACCUGGUCUGAGGGUGAUGUGUUGAAGCUGGGAUCAGUGUAUGUGGUGAAAGCCUUUAGGCCAGAGGUGGUUCGCAUCUGGCAGAAAGUGUUUCCAAUCAGCACUUCACUUCAUCUCUGCCUGCGGGAAAUCCAACAACAGAGAGCAGCACAGAAUCUCAUGCAGCGAUUCAACAAAAUUAAACCUAGCAGUGUGCACUACAGUCCUAGGUUUCUGGAUGUCUCCUUGCUGCACUGGCGCUCCGACGGCCAGUGGUUGACUGUUGAGAAAAACAUGAGUGGUCAUUUCAGGAAAUACAACAAUAAUACGGGAGAGGAGAUCUCGCCCUCCUCUGGUCUGGAAGAAACGAUACUGGCAUUCUCUCACUGGACGUACGAGUACACCAACAGGGAACUGCUAGUGUUGGAUCUACAAGGUGUGGGAGCGGACCUCACAGACCCAUCACUGAUCAGAGUUGAUGAUACAAGCUCCUCUGGAGAGAUGGCGUUUGGACCUGCCAAUUUGGGUGAUGAUGCAAUCCAGAGCUUUGUUCUCAAGCACACCUGCAACUCCUGCUGCAAGAAGCUCGGUCUCUCAGAUUUAAGGAGCUGCGGCAGCCAAAGGAAGUCAGUUCCUGGCUUUGAUGAGGCGAGCAGCAUAGUUUAACCUCUAACCUGGAAGAAGACUCCGUUUCCAGGGAACUCAUCUUGUUCACAUCCUGUUUCAUUCUCUAAUCUCUAGGGAUGCACUGAAUUUUUUUUAGCCGCUGAAAAUUAUCGGCCGAAAAUGGCAUUUUCGGUUGUCGGCCAAGAGAGAAAAACGGCCCGUGUUGAAAAUGGUCCUUAGCUGAGCAUGAGCUGGUUUAAGGUGGUCCAAAGCAACUAGUUCCUGCUCAGGACCAUCUUAAACCAGCUCAAACCAGCAGCCAUGCUUCAAAACAUAAAUAACCAGCAUAUGCUGUUUUUUUUGAGCAGGGCCUGAAAUAUAUAUAUACGUGUGUGUGUGUGUGUGUGUGUGUGUGUGUGUGUGUGUGUUUGUGUGUAUAUAUAUAUAUAUAUAUAUAUAUAUAUAUAUAUAUAUAUAUAUAUAUAUAUAUAAAUAAUGCACCAAUAGGAAAUUUCUAUGUAGUAUACUAGGCAACUGUACUGGGCAACACUGGUAAAAUGACACUACCCGUUCAUCCACUGAUCUGCUUCCACUCCGCUCUGCUCACAUGCAUCUAAGUGCAUCCAAAAUUUUCGGUUUCACUUUCAGCCCAGAAUUUUCAUUUUGGUGCAUUCCUAAUCUGUAUUUGCAUUUUUUUUUUUUUACUGACUGAAUAUGUAAAAAUAGUAAAGAGCUGCUCAAGGUGACAAAACGUUUACUUUUGCAUUAGUCAUAGCUCAGGCUUUUUUUCCAUUAUAAACAAUAUCAUGUAUAUCAGUUGAUAAGGGAAGUAGUUUCAGUGAUCAUACAGUUUUCCAUUUCACAUUUUUUAUUCUUUUAUCAGUUCAUGUUUUUACCAAUGUAUGGUGUAAACAUUGUUCAAAAUAUAUUUUUGUUUAAAAAUAAAUAAAUAAAACUAAUAAAGUACUGUAUAUGACACUUUGUAACUCCCUGUGAGUGCAAAAUAUAAUUGAGUAUUUUUGUCUUGUUUUCAAAAAAACCUAAACAUCCUAAAAACAAGAUUGAUUCAGUUGAAUUGUUUUUGAAAGAUGAUAAGAAAAUACAUUACCAGUCAAACGUUUUUGAACAGUAAGAUUUUUUGUUUUCUAUUUGAAAUAUUUAUUCUUGUGAUUUCAAAGCUGAAUUUUUAGCAUCAUUACUCCAAUCACUUGAUUCUUCAGAAAUCAUUCUAAUAUUCUGAUUGUCUGCUUUAAAAAUAUUUAUUAGUAUUAUUAUGUUGAAAAGUAGAGUAGAGGUUUGUUUCUCAAAUAGAAAGUUUAGAAAAACAGCAUUUAUUUGAAAUAGAAAUCUUUUGUAACAUUAUAAAUGUCUUUAUCAUCACAUUUUAUUAAUUUAAAGCAUCCUUGCUAAAUAAAAGUAUUAAUUUCUAUAAUUUAUUCACCAAAAUACUCAACUGUUUUAAAUAUCGAUAAUAAUAAUAAUACAAAUAAAAUGUUUCUUGAACAGCAAAUCAGAAUAUUAUAAUGAUUUCAGAAGUAUCAUGUUACACUGAAGACUGCAGUAAUGAUGUUGAAAAUUUAGCUUUAAUCACAGGAAUAGAUUACAUUUUAAAAUAUAUUUAAAUAGAAAGCCAUUGUUUUAAAUUGUAAAAAAUAUUUCACAGUAUUACUGCUUUUGCAGUAUUUUGGAUCAAAUAAAUGCAGGUUUGGUGAGCAGAAGAGUAUUUUUUUUUUUAAAAAACAUUAAAAAUAUUACUGUUCAAAAACUUUUGACUGGUAGUGUGUAUCUUGAAAAUUAUUCUUCUUACUCCACUAGCAAAAGUCUUGUGCAAGUCAAUUUAUUUCAUAAGAAUACUGCAUUAGGUAAUAAGACUUGUUCUCAGAAACUAUAUUUCAUUUUUUGUUCAAAUCAUUUAAGCUUAAAUCUACAGCAAAUGUCGUGAGGUUCAUGCUUACGUUUGCAAAAGGGUUAAGAAUCUUGGAUCUAUUCUCUAAUCUUACACACUUUUGCUUUUAAAAUAAAUGUAUCUAUUUUUUACUGGAACACAAGACUGAUUAAGAAU
Labeo rohita (rohu) is the source of this 8084-nucleotide messenger RNA. It is a transcript of the gene trpm6, whose product is annotated as transient receptor potential cation channel, subfamily M, member 6. The transcript has 40 exons. The coding region runs from base 476 to 6082 and encodes 1868 amino acids. Lineage: Eukaryota; Metazoa; Chordata; Actinopteri; Cypriniformes; Cyprinidae. Gene Ontology annotation, cellular component: apical plasma membrane. Gene Ontology annotation, molecular function: monoatomic cation channel activity; protein serine/threonine kinase activity; ATP binding. The record is from RefSeq and is a predicted model, not a curated record. Gene Ontology annotation, biological process: protein tetramerization; monoatomic cation transmembrane transport; protein phosphorylation.